AUGAUGAUACCCCCUUGCGAUCCCUCAAUACUCGAAAAGAACCCCCAGUUCAAGAAGCUGCACCAACAUCUCACAGGCAAUCUUCUCAAUGCAGAUGGCACUACUCGAGCUGAUGCAGACAGCCCGGAGCGAAAUUCACUCGCCAAGCUUCGCGAAACCAGCGCAGUUAUAGCAACGUUCCUUGAUGCGCCAUCGAAACUUAAUGAAUUCGAGGGUGCACCUGAACAAGAGCGACAGGUCUCACUCCUGAACCGCGAUAUUCAGAAUUUCCAUGAAAAUAUCCACGUCUUCAUACCCCUGCUAUCCGACACAAUCUCGUCAUGGCUUACCAGCCUGCGCUCAGUUGCCGACGCCGCAGGGAGCUCAACCGCCACCACAAAUAAUAAUAUAAGAUCAAAUGUUCCAGCAGCAAAUCAGUCUCGAUCACGCAUUCGGUCGAGACUAUCACUCAACGCUAGGAAAAUCCAACCACCACGACUUUCCACGCUACUUGAGCAAAGGAUAAGUCGACUCUGCGAACUUCAAAUCUCGGAACUGCCAGCCUCUAGACGAAUCAUGGCCGUCACUGCAGCGAGCCUUCUUGCAGCGCGCGGCGAGGCUAUGGAGCGCAUGAUUGUUCUUCUGGAACGAGCAAAACAUGGCGCGCUGUCUAGAGCGACGAAAGCACAUGCAGAUUACCUAGCGACGGUAGCGGAGUGCAUGAACAAUAAAGUACAGGUAACCAAGCUCGAGACUUUAUCCACCAUAUACACCCCCGAAAGCACAAUGGCACUCAAGAACUACCGCACAUAUUUAUACGAGGUCCAGAAGAGUCUUGAGGAGAAGAAGACCAUAGCGUCCCAAACAUUAGAAGAGUUUGAUCAAGUUGGCAUUAACAGGAAUAACAAUAACAGCAAAGCUGCACCAGGACCAAUGGCGCAUAUUGCACGACGAUAUGGAGAUUUGGCAAGAGAAGUGGAAGUCCUCGCCACCUCAACCCCGCAAUCUACAACUACCCGAAGAAACGAGGAGGAAAAGAAAAUGGCGGAUGACGACCAAAUCUCCAUCUACGACGAAAUCGAAAUCGAGGACAUGACAUAUGAUCCCAAUCUCGAAAUCUAUCAUUACCCGUGUCCCUGCGGCGACCGAUUUGAAAUUUCUAUCGAUUCGCUGCGCGACGGAGAGGAGAUUGCUGUUUGUCCGAGUUGUAGUUUGAUGAUUCGGGUUAUUUUCGAUGCUAAUGAUUUGGUGACGGAAGAAAAGCCAGAAGUUUCUACCGAGGUCAAGGUUCAGGCAUGA
This is a messenger RNA of Talaromyces atroroseus, 1278 nucleotides long. RefSeq lists its product as hypothetical. NCBI's taxonomy places the organism in Eukaryota, Fungi, Ascomycota, Eurotiomycetes, Eurotiales, Trichocomaceae. Gene Ontology annotation, molecular function: metal ion binding. The record is from RefSeq and is a predicted model, not a curated record. The coding region runs from base 1 to 1278 and encodes 425 amino acids. The transcript has 5 exons. Gene Ontology annotation, cellular component: HAUS complex. Gene Ontology annotation, biological process: protein histidyl modification to diphthamide; spindle assembly.